AUGUUUAAACAUAGUAAUUUAAACAUUGCAUUAUUUGAUAUCAAACUACAUUCACCACAUAAAGAUUUGAUAUUGGUAAAAGGCAAUGAAAGUGAAUGUGAUCCAAUACCUUUUGAGGGUAGCGUCAAGUUAUCGAUACCACAAGACAUACAUGUUAAGAAGAUAAAGCUAAACCUCACGGGGGAGUUUAAUGUGGAGUUUUUCGAGAGGAUGCCUAGCGGGAUGAUAUCAGAUCAAGUUUAUGAUAAAUUGUGCGUCUUGAAAGUUGAAUGGAACAACUUGUUGACCAGCGAUGAGGGGGGGAUCCAGUUCGGUAAUUAUGGUGAUAAAUUUGUCAAGAUGCAUAAGCUUCAUGACAUUAUAAAGAAAUCACAGUCUAAGGGUCAUGGGGGACACAGACUGACGCUGUCUACAUCUUUCACAGAUAUUCAAGAAGCUGACAGAAGUGGACCUAACUCGCUUGAAAGACCUUCAUACUUUAGAACUAAAUCGCAGCCUUCAUUAGACAAAUUUGGUCUGUCGGGAUCGUUGGUAAAAUUGCCUAGAAGUGGUGUUGAUGGUACCCCUUUCAAGCAGUACAAGACAUCAUCUAAUAAUGACUACUUGUUACCACAAGGUAAUUAUCGCUUACCGUUCAAAUGCUACUUACCUGCAAAUACGCCCGAGACUAUAGAAGGGUUGAAAUGCUGUAGUCUUUUGUACAAAUUAGAGUGUAUUAUUGAAAGAGGUCGGUUCGAAAAAUCCAUCCAUACAGCGAAACAUAUCAGAAUCCUGAGAACAUUGCAUCCAGAUAAUAUGAAUUUGACAGAUACUAUUGAUAUUGAUAAUAACUGGCCCAAUAAAGCUCAGUACAGUGUUGGUCUCAGUAGAAGAGGUAUCGCAAUCGGUUCGACUAUUACUGUUAAGUUAAUGGUAAUUCCAAUUGCAAAAGGUCUAAAGUUGAAGGGUAUGAGCGGUGUUAUUGUUCAACGCUCACAUACAGCGCAUAGCCAUGGUGUAUCUGGGGACUUUGAAGAGCUAAUUGGUAAGCAAACUAUGCCUAUACCUGAUCCAGAUACAUUAUCGACCGAUAGGUGGGACGUCAAGUCAACCUUCAAAGUUCCAUCGUCCUUAAAGGAGCUUACUCAAUCGUGUGAUUUAAAGAAUAACAUUAUUCAAGUGAAGCAUAGAUUGAGAAUUGCGGUUCAAUUAAAAAAUCAAGAUGGCCAUGUCAGUGAAUUAAGAGCAAACUUGCCUGUAUGCAUUUAUAUUAGUCCCAAUACCGGUUAUCCCAUGGGCAGAAAAUUCGAAAUAUCAACCCAAGGAUAUCUUACUGCACACGACGAGAAGCAGGAUAUUUUAUUCAGAAAAACAAGGAAUGAUUCUUCAAUCAGUUCGACUCCUCAUAGCCCUGAAGCAACAUCUACAGAUAACGGUGACAUCGAUGAAAUCGAUAGUAACGACUUGGAUAGAACAGAUAACGCACCCCCAAUGUACCAACAACAUAUAUUUGAUAAAAUUUUUGAUAUAUCGUCGCCACAAAGCCCCCUUGAACAGUUGAGAAUGCAAAGCAAUGAUUCUACCCCAUUGAAUUCUUUGCCAGGAUCUAUGGUUAAUAUUACCAGUUAUUUCGAUAUCCCUAAGGGAAUAGAAAGCAGCAUGUCAUCACCAGUGAAGUCUCCUACUUUUGACGUUAUGUCUCUAUCAAAGGUGCCUUCCUACACUCAAGCGAUAGAUGAUAAUGACGAUGACGAAAAUGAAUUGGCUCCUACAUACGAUGAUGAAAAUAAAAUCACACCGUUUUCUACAACAUCAAUACCUAUUCCAAUCAAUAAUAACUUGAGACAUCAAAGCAGGACGAGUUCUCCGAUGACAAGCAAGUCAUUUUUAUCUUUGAAUUUACCAAAGUCUCGCCGUGUUUCGCCAUCUCAUUCGCUUUCUACGUCUCCGCAACCACAUACUCCUACGCCAGGAUCACCUAAUACAACCAUACAGAACACCCCGAUUAAGUCCCCACAUAACAUGAAGCUAAACACAAAAUUCUUGCAUAAAAGGAAGAAAUAG
Debaryomyces fabryi is the source of this 2043-nucleotide messenger RNA. RefSeq lists its product as uncharacterized. NCBI's taxonomy places the organism in Eukaryota, Fungi, Ascomycota, Pichiomycetes, Serinales, Debaryomycetaceae. Gene Ontology annotation, molecular function: ubiquitin protein ligase binding; protein-macromolecule adaptor activity. Gene Ontology annotation, biological process: ubiquitin-dependent endocytosis. The transcript has a single exon. Gene Ontology annotation, cellular component: cytoplasm; plasma membrane; cytosol. The record is from RefSeq and is a predicted model, not a curated record. The coding region runs from base 1 to 2043 and encodes 680 amino acids.